AUGACGGAUCUGAACAGGAUAGUGGAGCUUCUAGAGGAUCUGCACGGUCUCGAAGAUGUUGAGCUCAGCUUGGCAGGAGCAAACCUCGAUGAUGACGAGAUAUCGUCCGUUCUUUGCCCGGCUAUAAGAGACACGAAGAGGAGGCUCACAGGUACUCUGGAUUUGAGCGAAAACCGAGUCUUGACCGAUGAGGCGAUCAUUCGCAUUUGUGGAGCAAUAGAGAAGAAGCGGGACCCUAGGACCAUCGAUACUAGCGCCUUCGACAAGCGAGAGAACAACGAGGAAGCAGAAGUGGAUGACGAUGAUAACGAAGAGGGAGAGGAAGCUGAUGAGAAGAGGAAAAUGGAGGAGAGAAGGACGAAAUGGGAACAGCGCAUGUGCGUGCUGUCUUUCUCCGUCUACUUGUCAUGCAACAGGAGAUUCUCUUCAUGA
Messenger RNA from Perkinsus marinus ATCC 50983, 432 nucleotides. RefSeq lists its product as hypothetical. The transcript is spliced from 4 exons. NCBI's taxonomy places the organism in Eukaryota, Perkinsozoa, Perkinsida, Perkinsidae. The record is from RefSeq and is a predicted model, not a curated record. Bases 1 to 432 code for a protein of 143 amino acids.